This is a messenger RNA of Pistacia vera, 2082 nucleotides long. RefSeq names its product pentatricopeptide repeat-containing protein At1g31920. NCBI's taxonomy places the organism in Eukaryota, Viridiplantae, Streptophyta, Magnoliopsida, Sapindales, Anacardiaceae. Bases 224 to 2053 code for a protein of 609 amino acids. The transcript has a single exon. The record is from RefSeq and is a predicted model, not a curated record. Gene Ontology annotation, biological process: RNA modification. Gene Ontology annotation, molecular function: RNA binding; protein binding; zinc ion binding.
AACUCUUUUCUCACAAUCUCAUGGAUCACAUUCUUCAAUUCUCAUUUCAACACUCAAAAACUCCUCCAAAUUCACUUUUAAUUUUACCAUGAAUUGCCAUCUCCUUUAACUCAUCAAGCUUCCUCUUUUGGUACAUUUCAUGCCUCUUUACUCCUGUAUUUUCAAUAAAAACCGAGUCUUGAUUAAUAUGUACACAUAAUUAUAUGAUGGUGUGGAUGAGAGGAUGAGUGGGACAUCAGUCCUUCACCACCACUGCUUGCUCUUCACACCACCAGAAGAUCAACCCAAAACCAAAACCCCUGAAGUUGAUUUAAGAUUGAAGGAGCAAGAGUGCUUAUCCCUCUUAAAAAGAUGCAAGAGCUUGGAAGAUUUCAAGCAAGUUCAUGUUCAAGUCCUCAAGUGGGGUUUGUUUUUCAACCCCUUUUGUGCAGGCAAUCUUGUGGCUACUUGCGCUCUCUCAAACUGGGGUAGCAUGGACUAUGCCUGUUCAAUUUUUAAACAAAUCGAUGAACCGAGUGCUUUUGUAUUCAACACUUUGAUCAGGGGAUUGGUCAAGGAUGUCAAUUUUAAAGAAGCUUUGUUCCUUUACAUUGAGAUGCUGGAAAGUGAAGUGAAGCCUGAUAAUUUCACUUAUCCAGCGCUUCUAAAGGCAUGUUCAGGGAUGCAAACAUUGGAGGAAGGAAUGCAGAUUCAUGGUCAUGCGAUUAAGCUUGGAUUCGAAGGCGAUCUGUUUGUACAGAAUGCUUUGAUCAACAUGUAUGGAAAGUGUAAGGAGAUUGAGUUAUCCUAUACCAUUUUUGAGCAAAUGGAUGAAAGAAGUGUUGCAUCUUGGAGUGCUAUAAUUGCUGCAAAUGCUAGCAUUGGUUUGUGGUAUGAAUGUUUAAUGCUUUUUGGGGAUAUGAUGAGUGAAGGAUGCUGGAGGCCUGAAGAAAGCACAUUGGUGAGUGUGAUCUCUGCUUGUGCUCAUUUGGGUGCUCUUGAUUUGGGAAGAUGCACACAUGGGUCAUUGAUCAGAAACAUAAGUGAACUCAAUGUUAUUGUGCAAACGUCCUUGAUGGAUAUGUACCUAAAAUGUGGCUGUUUAGAGAAGGGAUUAUGUUUGUUUCAAAUGACGACUGAGAAGAAUCAGCUGUCCUAUAGUGUGAUGAUUUCUGGGCUUGCGAUGCACGGACAGGGCAAGGAAGCUCUCAGAGUUUUCUCGGAAAUGCUUGAGGACGGCGUGGAGCCAGAUGAUGUUAUCUAUGUGAGUGUCUUGAGUGCUUGUAGUCACGCUGGCCUUGUCGAUGAAGGCAUGCAAUGCUUCGAGAGGAUGAGAUCCGAGCAUCAAAUAGCGCCAACAGUGCAGCAUUACGGUUGCCUGGUGGAUCUCCUGGGUCGAGCUGGGAUGCUCCGGAAAGCCUUGGAGCUCAUCAAGAGCAUGCCUGUCGAGCCAAAUGAUGUUGUGUGGCGAAGCCUUCUUAGUGCUUGUAAGGUACAUCAAAACCUGGAAAUCGGGGAAAUUGCCGCUAGAAACUUGUUCCAGUUAAACUCUCAGAAUCCCGGUGAUUACAUUAUACUAUCAAACAUGUAUGCACAAGCUCAAAAAUGGGACGAUGUAGCUAAAACCCGAAUGGAAAUGACUAGUAAAGCCUUGAAACAAACGCCAGGAUUCAGCUUGGUUGAGGUGUCAAGGAAAGUUUACAAAUUCGUGUCACAGGAUAAAUCACAUCGCGAAUGCAAUAAUAGCAUUUACGAAAUGAUUCACCAGAUGGAAUGGCAGUUGAGAUUCGAAGGGUAUUCCCCGGACACAUCUCAGGUGUUGGUUGAUGUAGAUGAAGAAGAGAAGAGAGAAAGAUUGAAAGCUCACAGCCAGAAGUUAGCAAUUGCAUUCACACUCAUAAAUACAUCUCAAGGUUCUCCCAUAAGAAUUGCGAGGAACCUUAGGAUGUGUAGCGACUGUCAUGCAUACACGAAGUACAUUUCAAUGAUCUAUGAGAGAGAAAUUGUUGUAAGAGAUCGAAAACGGUUCCACCAUUUUAAAGAUGGAACUUGCUCCUGUAGAGAUUACUGGUGAAUUCAUAAGUUAUUUUGUUACUGCAAGGA